AUGGGGGACUCAAACAUCAGCCACUUGUUCGCAGCAUAUACAGAGAUGCAGGAGAGUCACCCAACAGGACAAGUUGAUCACUAUAUGGACGGCUACGAUAUGGACUACGGCAUCUCUCCUGAUGACAUCCCAGACACCACGCAGGGCCAGGCCUUCUUUGUGGCCACCAUUGUUAUUGGAACGGUCCUUGUCUGCAUAAUGCUCGUCUGUGGGAUGGGAAACUUCAUUUUCAUUGCCACGCUGACCCGCUACAAAAAGCUCCGCAACCUCACCAACCUGCUCCUUGCCAACCUGGCCAUCUCAGACUUCAUUGUGGCGGUGGUGUGCUGCCCGUUCCUGGUGGACUACUACGUGGUGAAACAGCUUUCCUGGAGCCACGGUCUGGUGCUGUGCUCCUCCGUCAACUACCUGCGGACGGUGUCACUCUACGUGUCCACAAACGCACUGCUCGCCAUCGCUGUUGACAGGUACAUGGCUAUAGUCCAUCCACUCAGGCCUCGUAUGAAGUACCAAACCGCCUACUGCCUGAUAACAGGAGUCUGGGUUGUUCCCAUUCUGAUCUCGAUUCCCUCUGCCUACUUUGCCUCUGAGACCAUGUACCCUCAUGGCGGCUCCAGCCCGACCACUCACAAAAUCUUCUGUGCGCAGAUCUGGCCUGUGGACAAGCAGGCCUACUACCGCUCCUACUUCUUGGCUGUUUUUGCCGUGGAGUUUGUGGGGCCUGUGAUCGUCAUGGCGAUGUGUUACGCCCAAAUCUCCCGUGAGCUCUGGUUCAAGAACGUCCCGGGUUUCCAGACGGAGCAGAUACGUAAGCGGCUGCGAUGUCGCCGCAAGACGGUGAUGGUCCUCAUCGGGAUCUUGUCGGCAUACAUCCUGUGCUGGGCCCCGUAUUACGGCUACACCAUCCUGAGGGACUUCCAUCCGACCCUGAUCUCAAGACAGAAGAACUCACUGGUGGCCUUCUACAUCAUCGAGUGCAUUGCCAUGAGCAACAGCAUGAUCAAUACCUUCUGUUUUGUAAGCGUCAAGAAUAACACAGUGAAGCACCUGAAGAAGAUAGUGCUGCUGCGCUGGAGGUCGACGUAUGCCCCCAGUAAGACUGUGGAUGAGAUGGAGAUUAGGACCUCCUCCAUGCCUGUGACAGAGGAGAUUGAAUGUAUUCAGCUGAGAUGA
Messenger RNA from Limanda limanda (common dab), 1173 nucleotides. RefSeq names its product prokineticin receptor 1b (gene prokr1b). Lineage: Eukaryota; Metazoa; Chordata; Actinopteri; Pleuronectiformes; Pleuronectidae. Gene Ontology annotation, molecular function: neuropeptide receptor activity. Gene Ontology annotation, biological process: neuropeptide signaling pathway. The record is from RefSeq and is a predicted model, not a curated record. Bases 1 to 1173 code for a protein of 390 amino acids. Gene Ontology annotation, cellular component: membrane. The transcript is spliced from 2 exons.